Molecule: messenger RNA, 1972 nt
Organism: Schizophyllum commune H4-8
Lineage: Eukaryota; Fungi; Basidiomycota; Agaricomycetes; Agaricales; Schizophyllaceae
Exons: 5
Coding region: 213-1706 (497 amino acids)
Source: RefSeq, a predicted model, not a curated record
CGAUGAAUGCGUUUCUCACAAUGGCGUCGUAUAAACCGACGCGCACUCCUGAGGGUUACGGGACACCCCACGAACCCUUUCUCUCGUUGCUUUAGGCUCCCCGCUCAAGGCGACCAUCUGAGCGCUGACUCGUGAUCUUAUCCAUCGGUGCACUGGUCCGCGGACGUAUCCAUGAGCCUUCGUCGGAAGAUUCCUGAUCGCUGGACAUAGUCAUGAGCACAGAAAAAAGAGCUCUUGGCGCUCCAGGUCGGAGUUACACCACAUUCGGCGUAUGUUACGCAGGUCGUAAUGUGCCUCGAUAUCAUGUUUGUACGAAAGAGGAAGAAGUGAACGAAGAGCUUGGGUCGGACAGCGCGCAGCAACACCAAAUCUCAUCUACCCGCCCUGACUGCUCGUCGUCCUCGGGGUCAUAUCAUGCCGAUCACCCUUUGGGCGGGAUAGACGUCCUACAGCCAAGGAACGCGCCCCUCUAUUCACUGCCUUGCGCGAUGCCGUACAAUAUGUCUUGUCAUGAGCAACCUCCAAUCAAUCGCCUGCCAAACGAGAUACUUUGCGGAAUCUUCUUGAUAUGCGGUGACCCGAGUCCUGCGUCCGGAUUUCCGCGUGAUCUCACGAUGCACGAUUUUCACUUGGACCCUCUCAAGGUGACGCUCUAUAGCAGGACUGCAGUCGCCCUCGGACGCGUCUGCUCGCGAUGGAUGAAUAUCACACGUGGUUAUCCCGCGCUGUGGACCAUCGUCGACGUCGAAUAUCCCACAAGGGAAGCCGCGAGCACUCUAAAGCGGUGUUUGGCAUACUCUGCUGGGUUAUCUCUUACGCUGUGGAUCAGCAAAAGCCUGAGAACAGACGCCGACGAAAUGGGUGUCGACCCUCGCUUCAUGUCGCUUGUGGCUGCUAACGCCCAUCGGUGGUCAGAGAUCUCUAUCGAGCUCUUCGAUGAACGCGAGCUUUUGCAGCCUCUGGUGACUCUGCCACGUGGGUCGUUUAGCUCUCUUCGCAACGCACGCAUCUAUCUCUGGCACGGACGUGCCGGUGCGUCCACCUCGGACACCAUGCUAUGGGAUCUGUUCUGCACUUCCCCCCAGCUGGGGUCAGUUGACUGGAUGGCCCAGCACUAUUCCCGGGCUGGACUUGUCGCGGCCCCUUUGCACCAGCUCACGAGGCUUGGCUUGCACUCCAUGGAUCCACACAUGCUUCUGCCCUUUCUCAGCAGUUGCGUCAAACUCGAAGUCCUCCUAAUUGGCAUCACACCGCUAUCGCUUCGGGAUGCUGGCGGACAGCUUUUGAUCCACUCAUCUAUACAUCUUCCUCACCUGCGAGUCCUGAUGCUGCGUGGGGCAAUCAAUUGGGAGCCAUUCUAUUCCUCGUUGACUGCUCCCGCUCUUGAUCGCCUGGAUAUGUCGCGAAUGGAGAUAGAUGGACACGAGAUAGAGCGCAUGCUCUGCAAGUCAAAAGCGCGUCUCAGGAUGCUUGCCAUUCACUGGCCAGUGAAGGACCAAGGAGAUGGUGUUCUCGCUCUUCUUCGAAGCUCGACUCUGCAAUAUCUCGAAGUCGUGCGUUACAAACGCUAUUAUACAGGCGGGCGGAGGCUGGGAUGGGAAGACGCUUUCGACUUGCGACCAUUUGUCCCGGGCCAGAUUUUUUACACGACAAGCUCCGUUGAAGCAGAGCAGUAUUAUUCGUUGAUAAGUAAUAUUUCAAUUUAGUAUACUCGAUUGUACAUUUAAGACACGGGUAGGAGAUAUGCGUGCCCUCAUAAGCGCCACGGAAUGGGUCAUAUUAGAUGCAAAGUCCAUUGACAAGCUUGGCCCUUAUCGUCGAAGAUACUUUGAACAUCGACAAACCCGUGUGCAUCGGUGAGCCUGAAGUGAAGAUCUACCAGGUCGGAGGGGAUGUCAGCCAGCAACUGCUUGCAUGGCAAGGGCGAGCUGAUGCGCAUGGUCGAAGGAUAGACAUGAGGUGAGGACCGCCC